Gallus gallus (chicken) is the source of this 6241-nucleotide messenger RNA. It is a transcript of the gene ABL1, whose product is annotated as ABL proto-oncogene 1, non-receptor tyrosine kinase. The record is from RefSeq and is a predicted model, not a curated record. The transcript is spliced from 11 exons. NCBI's taxonomy places the organism in Eukaryota, Metazoa, Chordata, Aves, Galliformes, Phasianidae. Gene Ontology annotation, biological process: protein phosphorylation; regulation of apoptotic process. Gene Ontology annotation, molecular function: ATP binding; non-membrane spanning protein tyrosine kinase activity; protein binding. Bases 824 to 4258 code for a protein of 1144 amino acids.
CAGCCCCACCUCCGGCGGACGCGGCGCGGGCUCCUUCUCCACAGACGGCCUCGCGCCUCGCGCCCGGCGGCCCCCGGGCCCUUCUGAGGCGGCCGCCACCUGCUCGGGCCCAGCGCUGUUCGACGCCGCCAUGGCCCCCCGCGGCCCACCCGCCUGCUCGGGCCCGGCCCGGCCCCGGGAGAGGUAGCGGCGGGCGGGGCCGAGGGGACGGCGAGCUGCGGGCGGGCCUCGGGUCACCGCCGGGAGCUGCCGCUGCUCCGCUGCUGGAGCCGGGAUGGCGGUGCUGGGCGGCCCCGUCCUGCGCGGCUCCGGGCGGACGUGAAGCCAGACCUGCGUUGCUUUGGCCUUCGCUAUCCCAAUGCUAUGCAAAAGAAAAGGAGAAAGAGGAAAAAAAAAAAAAAAGAAGGAAACCUUGACACUGGUUGCGGUGGGAAUGAGCGUCCCCUGCCCGGGGUGAGCCUGAGCGCGGUUUGGUGUCUGUGAGGCGGACUGGUUCUCCUUGGUGGAAGACACGCCGCCUUCGAGGAGGUGAAACCUCGGCGUCGCUCAUUAACGCCUGGUUGGAACUUUUAAUUCCUUUGUGUUUUUUUUUCGUAAAGCUGCCUGCUGCUGCCUGCGGGGUCUGUGCUCUGCUGGUGCUGCUCUCCUGAGACUUCACUGCGCCCGCCUGGCACGGGGGCACCGAACUGUAGGGCUGGAAGGGGUCUGGAGAGCAUCCGACCCAAACGUUCUCCUUCAGAGCCCCUUCCCAGCCUGGAAGAUCGGGGAUCACAGACUUCCGCAGAAGCUUCUUGUCCUGGGAGAGGCUGCCCAGAGUUGCUUUAUGGGGCAGCAGCCUGGAAAAGUUCUUGGGGACCAAAGGAGGCCGAGUCUGCCUGCCCUGCACUUCAUCAAAGGAGCAGGGAAGAAGGAGUCAUCGAGGCAUGGGGGCCCGCACUGCAAUGUCUUUGUGGAACACGAAGCCCUCCAGAGGCCAGUCGUGUCAGAUUUUGAGCCCCAGGGGCUGAGUGAAGCUGCUCGCUGGAACUCCAAGGAGAACCUCCUGUCCUGUCCCAGUGAAAAUGACCCCCACCUCUUUGUUGCACUGUAUGAUUUUGUGGCGAGUGGGGACAACACUCUCAGCAUAACUAAAGGUGAAAAGCUCCGUGUCCUGGGCUACAAUCAUAAUGGUGAAUGGUGUGAGGCCCAAACGAAGAAUGGACAAGGCUGGGUACCCAGCAACUACAUCACCCCGGUGAAUAGUUUGGAGAAACAUUCCUGGUACCAUGGACCAGUGUCACGUAAUGCUGCUGAGUACCUCCUGAGCAGCGGCAUCAAUGGCAGCUUUCUCGUGCGAGAGAGUGAGAGCAGUCCAGGACAGAGAUCAAUUUCGCUGCGCUACGAAGGGAGGGUGUACCACUACAGAAUAAACACUGCGUCCGAUGGAAAGCUGUACGUCUCUUCAGAGAGCCGCUUCAACACCUUGGCAGAGUUGGUCCAUCAUCAUUCAACAGUAGCAGAUGGGCUCAUCACCACUUUGCACUACCCGGCGCCCAAGCGCAACAAGCCCACUAUUUACGGGGUGUCUCCAAACUACGACAAGUGGGAGAUAGAGAGAACUGACAUCACUAUGAAGCACAAGCUUGGCGGCGGGCAGUAUGGAGAGGUGUAUGAAGGAGUCUGGAAGAAGUACAGCCUCACAGUGGCUGUGAAGACCCUAAAGGAGGAUACCAUGGAGGUGGAAGAGUUCUUGAAAGAAGCUGCAGUAAUGAAGGAGAUCAAGCAUCCGAACUUGGUGCAAUUAUUAGGGGUGUGCACACGGGAGCCUCCUUUCUACAUCAUCACGGAGUUCAUGACGUAUGGGAAUCUGUUGGAUUAUCUGCGUGAGUGCAACCGGCAGGAGGUCAACGCAGUGGUGCUGCUGUACAUGGCAACCCAGAUCUCUUCAGCCAUGGAGUACCUGGAGAAGAAGAACUUCAUCCACAGAGACCUCGCUGCCAGAAACUGCCUUGUAGGGGAGAACCACUUGGUGAAGGUGGCAGACUUUGGCCUGAGCAGGCUGAUGACAGGUGACACGUACACUGCCCACGCUGGGGCCAAAUUCCCAAUCAAGUGGACAGCACCAGAGAGCCUGGCCUACAACAAGUUCUCCAUUAAAUCUGAUGUCUGGGCCUUUGGUGUUCUGCUGUGGGAAAUUGCGACCUAUGGCAUGUCCCCUUACCCUGGGAUCGACCUGUCUCAAGUCUAUGAGCUGCUGGAGAAAGACUACCGCAUGGAGCGCCCUGAAGGCUGUCCUGAGAAAGUGUAUGAGCUCAUGAGGGCAUGCUGGCAGUGGAGCCCCUCCGACAGGCCUUCCUUUGCUGAGAUCCAUCAGGCGUUUGAGACGAUGUUUCAGGAAUCCAGCAUAUCGGAUGAGGUGGAGAAGGAAUUGGGAAAGAAGGGCAUGAGGAGUGUAGUGAGCAAUUUCCUUCAGGCCCCAGAGUUACCAACCAAGACACGAACAUCGAGGAGAGCUGCUGAAAGCAAAGAUGUGAAUGAGGGCUUGGAGACUGCACAUGCUCGAGGCCAGGGAGAAUGUGACCCUCUGGACCAUGAACCUGCUAUUUCUCCUUUGCUGCCACGGAAGGAGAGAGUGGCCCUGGAGAGCAGUUUGAAUGAAGAUGAGAGGCUGCUUCCAAAAGACAAAAAGCCAAACCUCUUCAGUGCCCUUAUCAAGAAGAAGAAGAAGACUGCCCCAACCCCUCCAAAACGGAGCAGCUCCUUCCGAGAGAUGGACGGCCACUCGGACCGCAGGGCGGGUGGGGAGGAGGAGUGCAGGGAUGCUGGCAAUGGAGCUUUCAUUGCUCCUCCCACAGAAGCAGCCGACCCCUCCAAGUUUCAGACCCCAAGCAAUGGGGCCGGUGUCACCAACGGGGUUGUCGCUGGGAACUCUGGGUUUUUGUCUCCCCACUUACGGAAGAAGUCCAGCACGAUGAGCAGCAGCCGGGGGGUGUCUGGUGAGGAGGAGAGCAGUUCCAACUCCAGCAAGCGUUUCUUAAGGUCCUGCUCAGCCUCCUGUGUGCCCCACGGUGCAAAGGACACGGAGUGGAAAUCUGUGACUCUGCCUCGGGAUCUGCAGUCCACAGGACGCCAGUUUGAUUCCUCCACUUUUGGGGGACACAAAAGUGAAAAGCCAGCACUGCCUCGAAAGCGGGCAAAUGAGGCCAAGACUGACAUUGCUGUCAGGGGGACAGUGACCCCCCCUCCACGGCUGCUUAAGAAAAACGAAGAGACCACUGAUGAUGUGUUCAAAGACGCGGAGUCGAGUCCUGGCUCCAGCCCACCCACUCUGACUCCAAAACUUGGCCGUAGGCAACCCGUCGUCCCCCCUUCUUCCAGCGUGCUGCACAAGGACGAUGGAGUCAAAUCCAGUGCCUUAGGUACCACGGCGACAAUGGACCAAGGUUCUGCUGCCAAACCCAACCCUGCUGCAUUUGCAGGUGCCAACAAAGCUUCUGUUGAGGAGCCGCGGCUGAGGAGGCUCAAGCAGACCUCAGAGUUGGCAGGAAAGGACAAAGGGAAGUUAUCGAAGCUGAAGCCAGCCCCUCCAGUUCCACUGUCUUCAUCCUCGGUUGGCAAGCCUGGAAAAGUAUCUCACAGUCCCAGCCAUGAAGCAGCAGCAGAUGUGGUGUCUGGUCCUAAAUCCAAACAGUUGACUCAGGUUGCAGAUGCUGUGAGCAGCGAAGCUGUCAAGCCAAACCAGUCGGGGGAAGGUGUGAAAAAGCUAGGGAUCCCUUCUGUACCAAAGCCACAGUCCUCUACAAAGCUGCUGAUGAGCACAGCAACCUCAGCUGCCUCUUCCUCAUCUGUACCCUCUGCCCCAGGGGGGGACCAGCCGUCAUCUACAGCCUUCAUCCCUCUCAUAUCCACCAGGGUCUCUCUGCGGAAGACCCGUCAGCCCCCAGAGAGGAUUGCCAGCGGCACCAUCACUAAGGGGGUGGUGCUGGAAAGCACCGAGGCUCUACGGCUCGCCAUUAGCAAGAACUCUGAACAAAUGGCGAGCCACAGCACUGUCUUGGAGGCUGGCAAGAACCUCUACACCUUCUGUGUGAGCUACGUGGACUCCAUACAGCAGAUGAGGAACAAAUUUGCCUUUCGGGAGGCCAUCAAUAAGCUGGAGAACAACCUGCGGGAGCUUCAGAUCUGCCCAGCGACGGCUGGCAGCGGCUCUGCGGCCACGCAGGACUUUAGCAAACUGCUCAGUUCCGUGAAGGAAAUCAGCGACAUUGUUCAGAGGUAGCAGAAGCCAGGUUGGAAAAAAAAUAAUAAGUCACAGUGGGCCGAAGUCAACUGUGGAGAGAGUAACAGCAUGUGUGGACUGACCAAGGACUGGGGCGUUUGGGUUUGGGCUGCGCAAAAGGCGCAGACUGUUGAUGGGUGCCCCAGCUCCAAAGAGCAGGGCUGUGUUCAAGAGGCACUUUCCACCCUCUUAGCCCAGAUUCCCUGUGUUUCAUAUACUUGUAAUCGUCUUAUCUGUGGAGUUCCUGCCUUGUGGACUACAAGUCUAAGUGCUGAUGUCACGUCAUGCCUUUUUAGUAAUAUUUUAUUGUUCUGGACAAAAUGUUAAGACUGAAGCCAGACUGAUGGACACUGAGAUGCCAUCCUCCUCAGGAGGACUUCCUACUGCGUUCUGCCCCUCUGCCCCACUGUACACAAGGCUGAGUGUCUGAAUAGCAAUAUACCUAUUGCAUUUCUUGGGAGACCUGCAGCGUGCAUCCCUGGCCCUGAGUCUGACAUUUAACCUGACAUCAAUGCAACAGAUUUGGAGCCUGAGAGAUGAGGGGGGGAAGUUGUUAAUGUAACUUUUAAAAAACGAUAGAAUGCUACAAGUGAUGUUUACUCACGUUCUUCCUAUGAUUCCACCUGCUGCCCUUUGUGUCUAUGUUUUCAGCGUUUCCUUGAUGCUGUUGAGCCCAGCUGAGCUGCCUGGGUUCAAACUGUUACGGACAGCACCCACUGAUGCAGCAGCAUUUGCAGAUCUCCCACGGUAGCACGAGAGGACUGGCAGAGGGCUGAAGGAGGACGCUGCUGGCGUUAUUCAGGCUGGUGCUUGGGGCAGGGGGUGGCAGAGGAGGUGUGGGAGCAGCAGGCUGUGCUGAGCAAAGCAUUGCUCCGUGGGUGACAGGAGGGGGAUAGCUUUGGGCCGAGUUCAAAGAUACCACUGUGCCUGCAGCAGUUGCUUCAGUUAAGCUUGCGCAUCGCAGAUGGGCAAGAACUGCUGUUUCUCUAGUUGUAUUUGCAGCCUUUUCUGUUCUGUGGGCCUGGCUCCUGUUCUCCUGUAGAGACCGGUGCCCUACCCUUGCCAUGCCAGUGCCAGCUCCCUGUGGAGAGCUCGGACACCGGUACUUUGGGGUUGGAACUGUCAUUGCCUUCAUGGCUGCGUGGCUGCACCCAUCGUACGGGGUCUGUGGAGACCGCAGCCACCUCUCUUUGGGUGGAUCUCCCAAGGAGACUGCCCCAAAAUGCUGACAGCAGGGCUGCUGGGCUUCCUGCCCACGGUCCUGUAACCUUCCCAACUGACACAACACAACUGGGAACUAACUGUGACCUGUGAGGACUGUAGUGAAAAAGCAAGGUUUAGAGCUAUUAACAGUGCAAUUUAACUCUUCUUAACAGUUCCAAACAAGAGGAAAAAAAACACAUUUUCUAUGUCCUGUUCCCCAUAACUCUUGUGGCCCCUCUUGUGUAUCUUAAACACUAAUUGCCUUCAAUUGUAUUUUAUGCUGUUCUCUUUGGAACUGACAUUUUGUAUAUGAUUUCCAGUAGUUCACUCUGUGUGUUCACGCCAUUCCUCGCCCUCACAAACAGCCCUGACUUAACCCAUGACAAAUGUUUAAAAGAAAAUACACACUUCUGCCACAGGCUGCCUUUAAAAAUGUAAGAGAAAACAAAACACCUUGGACUGUCUCUUUCCUGGAGGUACUGUUUUUACUUUGAUAACAUAUUGUGCCACUAUAUUAUACAUUUGUAUCUCGUUAUUACACACUUUUGUAGGCUUGUCUUUUUUACAGUGUGUAAAUAGCUCUGUCCUUCAUCUCUGUGAUACUUAAGGGGGUUGUUUCCUCUUUAAUUUGGUCCAGUACAGACUGUUUCUGUACACGACUUUCCAUUCUGCCUCCUCUCUUUCUCUACUUCUCUUUUCUUUUUGUUGUUUUUUGAUUCAUUUUUUUUAUUCCGCCCUCUCUUGUGUAGUAUAUUUAAAAAUAAAUCAAUGUUGAGGAAA